Gryllus bimaculatus (two-spotted cricket) is the source of this 2144-nucleotide messenger RNA. Lineage: Eukaryota; Metazoa; Arthropoda; Insecta; Orthoptera; Gryllidae. The record is from the annotation of a GenBank genome assembly.
ACCCUGCACUGAUUCUUUAACGUGUUCUACUAUUUGCACAAAUUGUGAUGUGUUAUUAUUUAUUGCCAAAUGCCAUCAUUACUCAUCACCAUCGUGGCGUUGAACAGAAAACCCAUGUCAAAUAGGGCCUAUAUAUGUCCCGUGUAAAUUGUUGAUUAUCCACAUUUAAAUGAAUUGGGUAUUUCGUUUUAAGUGUUCUGAAGAUUCGAUUGAAUCAAUGUUGACUGAUAACUGGUUGAAAUUGUAUUGUUUCCGAAAGAUUCUGUUCACUGAUAAAUGUUAGAUAUAUUUCUCGCCUCAAGCCAACAUAUAACUCUCGAGAGCUAUUGUUUUAAUUAAUACUUAUGAAGCAACGCGAUACCGUAGAAAAUCUCGCUUGUUUGUUCUUGACUGCUAUUUGCCAUCCACGUACUUUGCUGUAUACAGCUGUGAGAGGAGAACCGUGAUAACCACUUAUGUGGCUCACCUUCAGGCACACAUUAUAUAAUCAGUGUGCUCAAACAUAUGAUUGUAAAGUUCGAAGUGUAAACGCAGAGGCUUAGGAAAAGUGGUACUGCAACAGGUUGGUGGCAAUUACCACCAUGAGCGAGGCAUGUCUUAUUACCGCUAUUGGGAUUUGCGAAUACACCACACAUUAGCGCAUGAACUGCGCAUGACUGAUUCAGUGUAAGAUUUGGCGGGAAAGUUAUGCUCAGGCUGAGCUGCAUACUGGAUUAGCACAUAGAAGCACGGCAUUGUAUUUGCAAUCAGCCGUGAAGUUUUAAGUUUGCUACUUGUAAUAAUUCAACAUGGUUCUUAAAGUAAAGUUAAUUGUUGCUGUCUCUGAAAAUAUGGGAAUUGGCAGCAAAGGCCAGCUUCCUUGGAGACUGAAAAAAGAACUGAAAUAUUUUAGUCGCAUUACUCAGCUCACUUCAGACCCUACAAAACGCAAUGCAGUUGUCAUGGGACGUCGCACAUGGGAGUCUAUUCCUGCUGCAAAUCGACCACUUGUUAACCGGUGUAAUCUGGUGCUCUCAAGCCAGUCAUUGGUGCUACCAGAAGGUGUAACACUUCAUCAUUCACUUGAAGAAGCCUUACAGAGUUUGGGUGAUGACAUAGAAACUGCCUGGAUUAUUGGGGGUUCUUCAUUAUAUCAGGCAGCUUUGGAGAAAGGACUUUGUGAUCAGCUCUAUGUAACUCGCAUCUUGCGCUCGUAUGAUUGUGAUGUGUUCUUACCAGAAAUGGGUCCAGGAUAUGCUUUGGCAAGAGAUCCAGCUGUUCCAGAAGAGUUGCAAGUUGAAGAUGGUGUUUCGUACAAAUUUGAAGUGUACGAAAAAAUCAAAAAUUAAUUUUAAUGGCAAUGUUUGUUUAAUUUAGUAUCCUCGCUUUUUGAAUUAUUUUUAAAUAUAGGUCUUCCUGUGAGAAAUAAGUCUGUAUUUUGUAAAAUAAAAUAUAUGGUGUUUGUACCUUGGGAAUUUUUGGUUUUUAAUGCCAUUGAAAACCCUGGGUUUAAUAAAUCACUAACUGAAGGAGGAUUCUCAAGUUUUUGUGUCUAUGUGGGUGCAUGCAUGUUUGUACGUAAGUGUAUACAUGCAUAUACUUUUGCUCUAGUAUUGGAGAGGGGGGGUGAAAUGUACAUUUAUUGGCCACAAACAAAACUAGGGACUUAAGCACUUGCUGUACAAACCAAUGAAAACUGGGCAAAAACUGGAUACCCAAUAAAUACCCAGUGAAAUAGCAGUGUUAUAGAUUUGAUACUUUCCCAUCUUGGUCCAGUAUUGUUAGGUCUUGGCAUAAAGCAGAGAAGUUCCAAGCUAUGUUUAAGUGGCCAAGCACAUUGUAAGGAUGCAGAGAAAUUGACUUCAACGUGGGUGCAAUGAGCUCUACGGAAGGAAAAACAAUCACAUGCUAACAUGGCAGUAGAAUUAAAUUAAUUUUGUUACUAGUGGGACGCGAGUGUACAUUCCACACUUAGUAAAUUAUUAUUUUAGAAGUGAAAAAAGGCUUCUUACUGUAUUCUGAUUUCAAAUGGUCAGCCUCUGAACAGUUCCCACAGAAUGAUUAAAGAACAAUAAUUUUGUGUUCAUGCAUGACUUGGCACAGUGUCGCAAAGCAUUAAAAGUAACAUAUUUUCUCUAGAAAAGUUACAUAACUUUAGAUUGAUC